GUAAAAAUUUAGCGUCUGAAAUGAAAAUUUAAGCUGUUAAUUUGUGGUGUGUGAAGGGUUGGCAAUGCUGAACCACUCCAGUCAUUUGCAAGAUGGCGUCGAUUCUAAAAUUGUCCAAAUCCGUGGCAAAAUUAUCAAAAAAUGGGCCAAUAAUUCAGACGGCUAAAACCCUCCGAAAUGCCUCAACGGCCGCUGAACAAAAACAGGUCGUCUUGAACGUGCCUCCCACAAACGUGACGACACUAAAUUCAGGUAUAAGGGUGGCGACUGAGGACUGGGGCUCGCACACAGCCACGGUAGGUAUCUGGAUCGACGCCGGCAGCCGCUAUGAGAACUCGAAAAACAACGGAGUCGCCCAUUUCAUGGAACACAUGGCUUUUAAGGGGACGGGUAAGAGGAGCCAGACCCAGCUCGAGGUCGAGAUCGAGGACAUGGGGGCCCACUUGAACGCCUACACGAGCCGCGAACAGACUGUUUACUAUUCGAAAUGUUUGGCCAAAGACGUGCCCAAAGCCAUUGAGAUUUUGGGCGAUAUUGUGCAAAAUGCCAAACUGGGCGAAGCGGAAAUCGAGCGCGAACGCGGGGUUAUUUUGCGUGAAAUGCAAGAGAUUGAGUCUAAUCUCCAGGAGGUUGUUUUCGAUCAUUUGCACGCGAUUGCGUAUCAAGGGACGCCUUUGGCUAACACGAUUCUGGGGCCCACCGCCAACAUUAGGGCUAUCAAUGCCAAUGAUUUGCGCUGCUAUUUGGAUAAUCACUACAAGGCGAGCCGGAUUGUGGUGGCCGGUGCUGGGGGUGUUAAUCACGAUGAGUUGGUCAAACUGUGUGAGCAACAUCUGACCAAAUUGAAUAACAACUAUCCUGACGAAAUCCCGAUUUUGAGUCCUUGCCGUUUCACCGGCUCUGAGAUUCGCGUCCGUGACGAUUCCCUGCCUUUGGCCCACAUCGCCAUAGCUGUGGAAGGUACCGGAUGGACCGACCCAGACACCUUGACCUUGAUGGUGGCUUCCACCUUGUUGGGUGCAUGGGAUAGGUCCCAAGCGUCGGCAAAACAGAACGCUACAACUCUGGCACGUGCCAGUGGCGAAGGCGAGUUGUGUCACUCGUACCAAAGUUUCAACACGUGCUAUAAAGAUACGGGUUUGUGGGGCAUUUACUUCGUCUCAGACCCGCUCAAAAUCGAAGAUAUGGUCUUUAAUAUCCAACAGGAGUUUAUGAGGUUGGCUACGAGUGUUACUGAGGGUGAAGUCGAGAGGGCUAAGGCUCUCCUCACGGCCAAUACUUUGCUCCAAUUGGAUACUUCCACUGCUGUGUGUGAGGAUAUUGGGCGCCAGUUGUUGUGUUAUGGAAGGAGGCUGCCCCCUCAUGAAUUGACCCAUAGGAUUAAUUCCAUAACAGCGCAAAAUGUACGAGAUGUGUGCUACAAAUAUUUGUACGAUCGGUGUCCCGCUAUUGCCGCAGUGGGGCCAGUUGAGCAACUGCCAGACUACAACAGGAUCCGUAGCUCAAUGUAUUGGUUACGUGUCUAAGUGUUUAAAAAAUAGUCUUUAAAUUCAACAAUGUAAAUAAUUUUUUGUUCCAACUUGGUUAAUUUUAUUAAUAAAGGUACGUGUCACAGUU
Tribolium castaneum (red flour beetle) is the source of this 1617-nucleotide messenger RNA. RefSeq names its product mitochondrial-processing peptidase subunit beta (gene UQCR-C1). The transcript is spliced from 6 exons. Gene Ontology annotation, cellular component: mitochondrion. Bases 93 to 1526 code for a protein of 477 amino acids. The record is from RefSeq and is a predicted model, not a curated record. Lineage: Eukaryota; Metazoa; Arthropoda; Insecta; Coleoptera; Tenebrionidae. Gene Ontology annotation, molecular function: metal ion binding; metalloendopeptidase activity.